Pneumocystis murina B123 is the source of this 777-nucleotide messenger RNA. RefSeq lists its product as hypothetical. The record is from RefSeq and is a predicted model, not a curated record. Gene Ontology annotation, cellular component: nucleus. The coding region runs from base 1 to 777 and encodes 258 amino acids. NCBI's taxonomy places the organism in Eukaryota, Fungi, Ascomycota, Pneumocystomycetes, Pneumocystales, Pneumocystaceae. Gene Ontology annotation, biological process: 7-methylguanosine RNA capping; 7-methylguanosine cap hypermethylation. Gene Ontology annotation, molecular function: RNA cap trimethylguanosine synthase activity. The transcript has 7 exons.
AUGAAAAAACGCAAUCAAAGACCAGAAAAAUUAAGACAAGAAGAAAUCGAUGCAGGUGUAUCCAUUAAGUAUGACGAACAUGGGGAAUCUUAUAUUGUUAUUGGACAAACUAUUGUUCGUCAUAGUCGAUCCAACUUUCCAUCAAAAUUAAACAAAUAUUGGCAUCAAAGACGUCGACUUUUUAAAUAUUUUGAUAGAGGAAUAUGGCUUGAUGAAGAGUCUUGGUAUAGCGUCACUCCAGAACCACUAGGACGUCAAAUUGCAACACAUUUAUCGAAAAUACAUGACCACAAUUUUGUCGUAGUUGAUGGCUUUUGCGGUGCAGGAGGAAAUGCUAUACAGUUUGCAUUAAUUGAUAAAAUAGCAGUCAUUGCAAUUGAUGAUGAUCCAAUAAAACUUAUAUGUGCAAAACAUAAUGCACGAAUAUACAAUGUAGAACAUAAAAUUGUAUGGAUUCUUGCAGAUUUCUUUAAUAUCUCAAAAAAAAUAAAAGGAGAUAUUAUUUUUUUAAGUCCACCAUGGGGUGGGCCAGAUUAUCAAAAUUCAGAGGUGUUCAAUAUAGAAGCCAUGAAGCCUUAUCCUGCCUCUUUAUUAUUUCAUACAGCAAAUUGUAUGGUAAAUAACAGCAACAAAAUUGUCAUGUAUCUACCACGUACCUCAUCUUUAGCCUCGAUAACAGCCUUAGUUAAAUACCCACAUAAAGUAGAAGCACAUUAUUUAAAGGCAUCUGGAAAAACAAAAGCAAUAUGUUGCUAUUUUGGCCCUUUAGUUCAAUAA